Odobenus rosmarus divergens (Pacific walrus) is the source of this 578-nucleotide messenger RNA. RefSeq names its product thyroid stimulating hormone, beta (gene TSHB). Bases 3 to 479 code for a protein of 158 amino acids. Gene Ontology annotation, cellular component: cytoplasm; extracellular region. The record is from RefSeq and is a predicted model, not a curated record. The transcript has 3 exons. Gene Ontology annotation, molecular function: hormone activity. Gene Ontology annotation, biological process: G protein-coupled receptor signaling pathway. NCBI's taxonomy places the organism in Eukaryota, Metazoa, Chordata, Mammalia, Carnivora, Odobenidae.
AAAUGAACCAAGAGUUUUUAGUCUGGGUCAUUAUACGAUCAGCUCCCCAAUGCAAAGUAAGCAUGACUGCUAUCUACCUGAUGUCCAUGCUUUUUGGCCUUGCAUGUGGGCAAGUAAUGUCUUUUUGUUUUCCAACUGAGUAUACGAUGCAUGUCGAAAGGAAAGAGUGUGCUUAUUGCCUAACCAUCAACACCACCAUCUGUGCUGGAUAUUGUAUGACACGGGAUAUAAAUGGCAAACUGUUUCUUCCCAAAUAUGCUCUGUCCCAGGAUGUUUGUACAUAUAGAGACUUCAUGUACAAGACUGUAGAAAUACCAGGAUGCCCACGCCAUGUUACUCCCUAUUUCUCCUACCCUGUAGCUAUAAGCUGUAAGUGUGGCAAGUGUGAUACUGACUAUAGUGACUGUAUACAUGAGGCCAUCAAGACAAACUAUUGUACCAAACCUCAGAAGUCCUAUGUGGUGGGAUUUUCUAUCUAACUUAAUAGUGAUGUAACUUGCAAUUCAGUUAAAUGUGUUCACCUGGAAUAAAAUUAAUAAAAUAUCAAUAUAUUUCACAACACAUUGUGUACAUUUUGA